AUGGUUGUGAAACAUGAUACUGUAGAGUACAAGGAUGGCAAUGCUGUAUUGGAAGGGUAUUUGUACCAGCCGGAAACGUAAGGUUUUGGGGCUUAAAAUAGAUUUAAAAAUUGUUCUUUUGUUUUGUAAAGAAAGUUCUUGUUAUUUUUAGAUUUGUAAAGAAAGUUCUUGCUAUUUUUAGAUUUGUAAAGAAAGUUUUUACCAUUUUUUAUUUUGUAAAGAAAGUUCUUGCUAUUUUUAGAUUCGUAAAGAAAGUUUUUACCAUUUUUUGUUUUGUAAAUAAAGUUCUUGCCAUAUUUUAUUGUGUAAAGAAAGUUCUUAAUAUUUUUUGUUUUGUAAAGAAAGUUCUUGCCAUUUUUUUAUUUGUAAAGAAAGUUUUUACCAUUUUUAUUUUGUAAAGAAAGUUCUUGUUAUUUUUUGCUUUUUAAAGAAAGUUCUUGCCAUUUUGUAUUUUGUAAACAUAAUUUGUGUUAUUCUUCUCAUUUUUAGGUUGGCUUCAAAAGCACCAGCUAUAUUAGUCUAUCCAGCUUUGUGGGGACCAUCUGAUCAUGAGAAAAGUGUGGCCAAAGAGCUGGCAGAGGUAAGAUCAAUGUUAUUUUAUAUUUAAUUUUCAUUUUUUCGAAAAUUAAAAAAAAAAUUUUGUAAUUUGAAUUUUUUUUUAAAUUUUAAAAUUUUUUAGUUAGGCUUCAUAACCUUCGUUGCGGAUCCUUAUGGUAAGGGAAUUCGACCGACGGUGAGAGAAGAAGCUUUUGGAUUGUUAAUGUCAUUUAUGAACGCUCGGGAGGAAAAGCUGAAGCCAAGGAUAGUGGCUGCUUAUGAUUAUUUGAAAAAUGUCCAGAAUGUGGAUACUGAUAAGGUAAGUUUUAAAGCAUACAGGUCACACCUUAAGCCUAAAAUUAUUUUUAAGCAUACAGAUGUAAUUAAGCUUAAAAAUACCUUAAGGUUGCACAUUUUUCAUUUUACCUUCAGAUCUGUUCAAUUGGCUUUUGUUUUGGCGGUACAUGUACCAUUGACCUAGCACGUCAUAAUGUUGACAUUAAACUUGGAGUCAGUUUCCACGGUGGAUUCAAGCCAACAGCAGAAGGUCAAGACUUCUCUAAACUUUCCAAAAUCACAACUGAACUUCUGAUUUGUCACGGUGACGCGGACGAUCACGUUAACCCCACUGUUCCAACGUUUUUGGAGGAAUUGAGAGCACGGGAUGCUAAUUUUACAUUUGUACGGUAUUCGAAGGCUCCACAUGGCUUCACGAUGGCUUCGAAUCCGUCGGCUCCAAAAAGUGUUGCUUAUGACGAGAGGGCGGAUCGAAAGUCGAAGCAAGCCAUGUUGGAGAUGCUGGAUGAAAUCGUUGGUAUUCCUAACAAAAACCUCGCUAAUGCUCUUUGA
Messenger RNA from Bursaphelenchus okinawaensis, 1386 nucleotides. NCBI's taxonomy places the organism in Eukaryota, Metazoa, Nematoda, Chromadorea, Rhabditida, Aphelenchoididae. The record is from the annotation of a GenBank genome assembly.